AUGCAACCUAGGGCUUCGACGCCCCCGUCCUGCAAUAUCAGCACACAUACAGACUCGUCAGACACAUCAGAUGAAGAAACAAAAGCAACAACUGUCUCAAUUGCUUCUGAUACUUCCUUGUCCAAGACAUCCGCCAAGUCCACAGCCACCAACUUGAUCAUACCGUAUAUUCCAAUCCUGCAAGCAGAUGGAACCCUGAAGGCCCCACAGGUUUCAUUCGACGGCUACGGCUCCUACGGGGGCCGGUUUGCUCCAGAAUCUAUAAUGGGCUUCCUAUACGAGCUGACCUCAUUCUUCGAGGCCACUAUCUCAGACCCUUCCUUCUGGCUCGAGUAUGCCACGUUCCAGGGUUCCCGGCACACCCAACUGCACAUGGCUACCAAGUUGACCAGCCUGGCCGAUGGUGCUACAAUCUGGCUAAAGCGCGAAGAUCAAAAUGAAUACGGAACCCACAAGGCUCGCAAUAUCGUCGGUCAGCUCUUACUAGCUAGACGGAUGGGCCGCUCGCAGGUCGUUACUGAUUGCGCUUCUGCUAAACAUGGCGCCUUCACCGCUGCAAUGUGUGCACGGCUGGGUCUAAGCUGCGUGAUUGUCAUGGGUGCAGAUGACGCUAAUGCUCAGCGUGAGGACGUGCUAGGGAUGGAGGCCCUCGGCGCUAAGAUUAUCACGGCCAGUGCCCCCUCUGGCUUGGGCUCCCUGCGUGCUGCCAUCACUGAGGCCCUGCGUUAUUCGGUUUGCAACCAUGAGUCUGCAUACUACCUCAUGGGUAGCCCCGUAGGCCCCAGUCCACUGCCGACCCUGGCUCGCACGUUUCAAGGCCUCCUAGGCGAGGAGGUGGCGGCCCAGAUGCAGGAGGUUGGCUGUAAGCCUGAUGCUCUCGUCACCGCCGUUGGGAGUGGAAGUGGUGCAAUUGGACUUUUUAGACCGUUUCUUCAUGAUUUGUCUGUGAGGUUGGUUGGGGUUGAGGCUGCCAUGGCCGCUGCCCUGACAGAUGGUGAACUUGGUGUUCUCCAGGGUGCUCGCACGCUCUUAUUGCAGACCAAUGAAGGCCAGAUACUUGACUCGCAUUCUAUUUCGCCAGACAUGAAUUUGUCCACUGUGGGCCCUGAAGUUGCUCAUUGGAAGGACUCUGGCAGGAUUGAAAUCUCAACGGCUACCGACGCGGAUGCCCUGGACGGGUUCAAAACCCUUCAGCACCACGAGGGUAUCCUUUCUGGCCUGGACUCGAGUCACGCGGUGGCGAAGGCUAUUGGCCUCGCGAGAGAACUUGGUCCGGGUAAGAAUGUGGUUUUGAUGGUGACUGGAUGUGAUAACAUCGGCAUGAGCGGGUUGGAUGUCUGA
Penicillium antarcticum is the source of this 1341-nucleotide messenger RNA. Its product is annotated as tryptophan synthase. The record is from RefSeq and is a predicted model, not a curated record. Gene Ontology annotation, cellular component: cytoplasm. The coding region runs from base 1 to 1341 and encodes 446 amino acids. The transcript has a single exon. Gene Ontology annotation, molecular function: tryptophan synthase activity. Gene Ontology annotation, biological process: L-tryptophan biosynthetic process. NCBI's taxonomy places the organism in Eukaryota, Fungi, Ascomycota, Eurotiomycetes, Eurotiales, Aspergillaceae.